Messenger RNA from Pristis pectinata (smalltooth sawfish), 9975 nucleotides. RefSeq names its product sorting nexin 9b (gene snx9b). Gene Ontology annotation, biological process: cleavage furrow formation; endocytosis; plasma membrane tubulation. The record is from RefSeq and is a predicted model, not a curated record. The transcript is spliced from 18 exons. Gene Ontology annotation, cellular component: plasma membrane; cytoplasmic vesicle. The coding region runs from base 530 to 2374 and encodes 614 amino acids. Lineage: Eukaryota; Metazoa; Chordata; Chondrichthyes; Rhinopristiformes; Pristidae. Gene Ontology annotation, molecular function: phosphatidylinositol binding; protein binding.
AGACGGUCCCAACCUUCACUGAUCUGCUGCCUCACUCCCGACCGCCCCACUUUGCUGCAGCUCCUCAAGCACCCUCCCCCCCCCCCCCCCAGCCACCGACCCCACGGCUGUCGUCGACCUUCCCGCUCCACGGCCCGGGGGGGGGGGGGGGCGGCUGGUGGAACAAUGAUGUGGUGGGGCUGCCCGAUCCUGGGGCCUCUUUUAAUAUCCGCCCCUUGUUUUUGUUUCGGGUGUGCGAGCUGUGUUCUUUUACCAGAACAGAAGUGGUGGAUGUGGGAGGCGGCGGCGGCGGCGCGCAUCCUCCGGAGCCGCGCCGAGCUGAGCUGAGCCGAGCCGAGCCGAGCCUGCUGGAGUUUGGCAUGUGUGGAAAUUGUGUAGGAAGUUGUGUAAAUCGGAGGUUGCUCGGGUCAAAGGCCACCGGUGUUUGGUGAUGUAUUAAAACUUUGUCCGGCUGGCCCGGGAAGACUAAAAGUGCGGCGGUGGCGGCGGCGAGGGAAGUGAAACCAAGCGCAAAGAUCAAGGCGGCACGAUGGCGACGAAGGCCCGUGUUUUAUACAACUUUGUAGCUGAACCUGGAAAUGACGAACUGACAGUCAACGAAGGAGAGAUCAUCACCAUUGCCAAUCGGAAUGUAGGUGGUGGAUGGUGUGAAGCAACAAAUGCUCAGGGAGUGACAGGACUUGUUCCAACAGACUAUGUGGAGAUGAUUUCAGGAAGUGGAACUAGUGUUUCAUUGGGGCCCAGUGGAACAGCACAAAGUCAAGCAAAUAACUUUGCAGCGUUUGAUCCCUUCUCAACAUCUCAAACUGGCUUUAGUAGUGGUGCAGGAUUCGGAAGUUCAUUCACCCCACAAAAUAACAGUCAGACACAGAACAUCGCUGAUCCAUGGUCCAACUGGAAUGCAAGCUCCGCUGGGAACUGGAGCGCAGAUAACAGUGGAAAUGCCUGGAAUGCGUGGCCGACAAACACGGAGAGUUCAAAUGCACAGAAAAGUAGCACUGCAGACAAUGGAGGUACAGCUGGCUAUGGUCAUCCACAGGCUUACCAAGGUCCAGGUGUUGCAGAUGAUGAUGAGUGGGAUGAUGACUGGGAUGAGGCCAAGGUAUCUCCAAAUAUUCUUCCACGGACCGAAACUGAGUCGCCGGAGACGGCUUUGGCGCGUGGAGGUCCUCGUAAUGCUUCAGUGAAGAUGUCACUCAAUAGAUUUCCAACAUUUUCCAAACAUGGGCCUGAAGUCUAUCUACUUUCAAAGCAACCAUUAAAAACUGAUGAGAAGAUCACAAUUUAUAAAGGUGAAGUUGGUCCUGUUUGGGAAUAUCCUACAUCCUCGCUGAGCUGUGUAGUUGCUGAUCCAAAAAAGGGAUCUAAGCUGUACGGAUUGAAGAGUUACAUUGAGUAUCAAGUAACCCCCAAUAACACUAACCGAUCAGUCAACCACAGAUAUAAACAUUUUGACUGGUUAUAUGAACGUCUACUGAUCAAGUUUGGUUCUGCUAUUCCCAUUCCUUCGCUUCCAGACAAGCAAGUUACAGGGCGGUUUGAAGAGGAAUUCAUCAAGAUGCGAAUGGAGAGAUUGCAGGGUUGGAUGAAUAGAAUGUGUCACCAUCCCAUUGUUUCAAACAGUGAGGUCUUCCAGCUCUUCAUCACUUACCGAGAUGAAAAGGAAUGGAAAUUAGGCAAGCGAAAAACCGAAAAGGAUGAUGUUGUUGGUGUCAUGAUCUUUUCAACAGUGGAGCCACCAGCCGAGGACAUUGGCCUAUUGGAUGCGGAACAAAAGGUUGAAUUAUUUAGUAAAUUCACGAAGGCUAUGGAUGAUGGAGUCAAGGAUCUUCUCAAUGUGGGACAGGAGCAUUGGAAGAGGUGUACAGGGGCACUGCCUAAGGAGUAUCAGAAGAUAGGAAAAGCUCUGCAGAACCUUUCACAGGUCUUCACAACCAGUGGUUAUGAAGGUGAAUCCAUUCUGACAGAUCCUCUAACUGAAGCAGGAAAGACCUAUGAAGAAAUUGCCAACCUCUUUGCAGAACAGCCCAAAAAAGACCUUCAUUAUUUGAUGGAAACCAACCAGGAAUACAAGGGAUUAUUGGGAUGUUUCCCUGAUAUCAUUGGUGUACACAAGAGUGCUAUAGAAAAAGCCAAAGAGGGUGACAAGUUGGUUGCCUUAAAUAAGAUAACAGCGCAGGAAAAGAACACCAUGGUGAAUCGUAUUGGCACCAUGUCUUACACAUUACAAGCCGAGAUGAAUCACUUCCACAGUAAUCGGAUUUAUGAUUACAAUUCUGUAAUGCAACACUACUUACAGCAACAAGUCCAGUUUUAUGAGACGAUUGCAGCAAAGCUGAAGCAAGCAUUGGGCCAUUUUACAGUACAACAGUAAACUCUGAAACGCAUUUAGCCUUAAUUGACCAGUUGGUGGAGGAAACCCAUGCUCUGAAGUGUGUUUAUGAAGGAAAAGCACAAGAAAGACAUCUCAAGUUCAGGUUUUGUUUGAGAUAAUAUUAAGCAUGCAAAACAGCUGUUUGGACCAUAUCAGUUAUUUUUCUGUUGCUGCAAGAUUGUUUUAUCACUCUGUCCGAGCAUAAACUUGGUGAACUUUUUGUUACUUUAUGCAUUAUUCUUUGUCUCUUUCUUGUUCCUUUUCGUGGCAUAUGCAGAGUUGCAAUUUUGAUCAGCAGUGGCAUCGUAUCAGCUUAGGAAUUAUUGUUGAUAUCAUGGUGCCAUGGUAGCUGCUACUACCUAUGUAAAUCAUUGUUGCAGCUUACUUUGGUUACUAAAUGGGCCACAGGAAGAAGAAAUGCUGCAUUAUAGGGGAGUUUAUGACAUUGGCAGCAAUAACAAUGGAACUAAAGGAUUGAUUUUGUUCUCUGAGCAAGUACUUUUCAGAAGGCAUUGUUGUAAUUUAAAUUUGCUUUUCUAUUGUGUUUAGUGCAAUUAAUAAAAUUUCAUGUCAGUGAUGCAUUCUAUAAAUAAAGUGGGCAAGAACAAGAUUGAUCUUAAAACCAAGUUGAGCAGAUAUCAAAGUGAAAGUCAUUUCAGAAAGGAUUCCCAAAUGCCAGUAGAUGUGAUUACACUGUGAGUAGAAGUGGGGACUCUUGGAGGGAGAAAACUCUUGAUGUGCAGAAACUUUUUAUUGCUCGUUAAAUUGAAUUUUCAAUUCAUACAAAGAUAACAAGAAUGUAUCAAACCUUGGAAAAUGAGUCUUAAACAUUCCUGGCUAUGAAUUUUGCCAUUUAUUCUUGACCAAAUUUUACUUGGUACGUGACUUUUUGUUCUGUCCCCUUUCAGCGAUAGCAUUAGUAGAAUGGUGUCAAAGGUUACACCCUGAGGUGCCACUCUGAAAAGCUUUAUAGAUGUAGUUGGUUUGCAAUUUGGUAUUUGUAAUGACGUGUAUGUCAGAUUUUUGUUUUGCAAUAAUCACAAUCUUUGACUACUUCAUCAUUAUUAUUAUUAUUGCCUAAGCUACCAAACUAUCAAAAGAAAUUGCUUUUUGAAGAAUUACGUGUUAACAAAAUUAUAGCAAAAUGAUUGCUGUUUUCAACUGGUUACCAGUUCUUUUUGGAAUCCAGCCCCAAAGUUCAGGGCUGACAGGAACUUCAUUUAGUUGCAAAAAAUUUGAAAGCCAUUCUGAAUAGAGCUAUUGCAUUACCUAUAGCCAUGCUUAAAUUUAUAAUGACUGUACAAAGAUAUCUGUAACUACACAGACAUUUAUGAAUCUAAGAGGACUAUAAGAGCAUGUUUGCACCAAAGAUAACUAUUUAAUUUUGUAUUGACAUUAUUUUUGGAUGAUAAACUAAUAAAUAUUCUAUGCCUAUACAUUUUUGAUAUUUGGGUUUGUCCUGUUCAAGUGCCAAUUUGGAGGAAAUUAAAUUUGAAAUGUAGAAAAUGUUUUGUAAUAUGGGACAAAAGAACACAUCUUUACAUUGUAAGCAAUGAAGAAAAUUCUGUGAAUAAGAUAGUUAACCAGAGAUUUUUUUUUUAGAAAUGGAAAUAUUUGCACUUUUGUGUUUUGCAUUCUAUGUUCAGUGUGGUGAGUGAAAAUUGGACUAAAAUACAAAUCAUAAAUUAUUGAGAUGUAUUAACUUCACAUGACACUUGUUACAAGAUACUACAUUAUCGGUGUGCUUACUGUAUACAAAGUAUAUACUGUAAAUGUAACUCAUCUUUCUGUUAAGUCCAAUGUACAAAAAUGUCUUGUCGAAAUUAAAUAUCAGGUUUAUCUUAAUCCUGUUAUAGUACAGAACCUCUGCGAUGAAAGUUCAUAAUCUGGAAUGCUCUAACAUCCAAUUCAGAGAACAGUAAAUCUCACCAAGCUUUACUUCUGAAUACUGAAAUUCUAUGACGAAGUGACUAUCGUAUUGCAGAUGAGGGAACUCUGGGAGGCCAAAUGGAAUGCAGGUGGGAACACACCAUUUUGUCUGAUAAAUGAUUGAGCACGAGGAAGAGCUAAGCAAUCCAAGUGGUUUUGUUACUUUUUAAUUGUAAUUUACAUUGAUAUUUUACAGUUCUCAAUGAACUUGAGCUUAAAAUCAGUUUGUAUAAAAUGAAGAAAAAGUCUUUCUAUAAAAGCACUGUUUUGACAUUUACAUAAUAGUUGUGAUACUAGUGCCUGAGGUAUCUUACCAUCACAAUGAUAGGAUAUGAUGGGGAUGCAGUGCUUAAGUUGGUGGACAAAUCACCAUUCUGUAGAAAUAAUCUGGAAUUUGUAUUUCAAAUGAACAAACAAAUCUGCUGGAAACUAAACGAUUGUUAUAAAACUCCAGCUGAUGCACAUGUGUCCAUCUGCCCUUACUUGGCCUGACCUCUUUGUGGCACCAGACCCACCAAUGUUGGUUGACUUUUAAUUGCCCUCUGAAAUGUAAGCUACUCAGGUGUGUCAUAGCUGCUGAGUUUAAAAAAAAUUAAACUGGAUAGACCAUGUGGCAUUGAUGUAGGCACAAAACUUCUGACCCAGAAAGUUGCUCACAUCUCAGUAGACCUUGCAAAGUCCUUAUUAUGAAUAUUUCAGAACUGGUGUCUAAACUGGAAGGGCUAUCCCACAGACAAGUUAAGCUAACAACAAGUAUGUUAUGGUCUUGCUUCACAGCUCCUGCUACCCAGGUCCAAUUCUGACUAAUGCAACUUUUUGUUUGGAGUUUGCAUGUUCUACCUGUGAACAUGUGGGUGCUUCGAUUUCCUCCUACAGUACAAAAAUGUGUGGAUUUGGUAGGUUAAUUAGCCACUGUAAAUUUGCCCUAGUAGAUGAGUGAUAGAAUCUGGAGGGGAGUUGAUGGGAACGUGGCAAGGAUAAAAUGGGCUUGUGUAGGAUUAGUUUAAAAAGAAAUGGGUGCUUGAUGGUCGGUGCAGACUCAGUGGGCCUAUUUCCAUGCUUUAGUGCUCUAUGACUCCAUAACAAUCUGACAGUCAUCUCCUAGAAUUGUAUCUUUAAAAAAUCAUGCCAAGUGACUCCCAUCUUAUUUCCCAAUUUAUACAUCCUAACACAAGUAAGAUACCUCGGGGAAGACCAGAAUCAGAAUUAUUAUCACUGAUGUAUGACAUGAAAUUUGUUGUUUUGUGGCAACAGUACAGUGUAAAGACACAAAAUCUAUAAAUUACAAAAAUAAAUAGUGCAAAAAAAAAAGAAUAACGAGGCAAUAUUCAUGGAUUGUUCAGAAAUCUGAUGGCGAAGGGAAGAAGCUGUUCCUGGAUCACUGAGUUUGGGUCUUUGGGCUCCUGUACCACCUCCUGAUGGAAGUAACGGGAAGAGGGUGUGUCCCAGAUGGCAAGGGUCCUUAUUGAUAGAUGCUGCCUUCUUGAGACACUGCCUCUUGAAUAUGUCCUCGAUGGCGGGGAGGGUUGUGUCAGUGAUGGAGCUGGCUGAGUCUGUAACCCUCUGCAGCCUCUUGUAGUCCUGUGCAUUGGAGCCUCCAUACCAGGCUAUGAUGCAACCAGUCAGGAUGCUCUCCGUCGUACAUCUAUAGAAAUUUGUAAGAGCCUUUGGUGACAUACCAAAUCUUCUCAACCUCCUAACGAAGACCCACCAGAGUGACAGGAUAAUGGUAAUCAGGCAGGAGAAAGUAGAUCUGGAAGACCUCAAUGCCGAUUGUUGACUCCAUGAAAUCCUAUGGCAUCAGGUGAAACAUGCGCAAGAAGUUCUGCUCCUGAUUACUGCCUACUGUUCUCCCUCAGUUGACCAUCAGUGCUGGUUUUGUUCUGUGAAAGCUUGGUCAAUGUGUUGGAGCGUGUUCUCUUAUGGAACUGUACUCUAACUUCAGUUGGCAUCUUCAAGAAAGGGCUGAUAUGUAAAACAAUACCAAUGUGAAUAAUUCUCUAACUAAAACCUCUCACACUAUUAAAAACUUUUCCUCAAAAGAAAUUACCGUAUAGGGGAUCUGUACAGAAACUAAAGUAUUGCACUUUGGAAGGAAGAAUGAUGAUGAGCAUAAAUUUUUGGAUAACAUUUUAAAGGGGGGGGGGGGGAAUGUCAGAUCAGAGGCAUCUUUGGGUUCAUUGGCAGUUUCUUUUUGAGGGUGUCAGGACAAGUCAGUAAGGCUCUUCACAGUCAGAAGAAAAUGGCAUCAUGGCAGACAUACGUAUGUCAAUAUCUGGGCCUCAGUUUUGAGCACCACACUUUGGGAAGAAGGGUCACAGCCUUGAUACAGAGGACUUUUUUUUUCCCGAAUGAAGAGAAAAUUUACCAAACAUUAGAACAGAAUUAACAACAGAAAGGGUUAUGGUGAUUGGGAAGGGGGAUUAAUCAGUAACUUCCUCUUGCCAAAUGAACUCCAUUGAUCAGGUCAGAUGUAGGUCUGUUCUUCCUCCUACUGUGGAAGAGAAUGAAGAACACUAGGGAGGGGGAGGGAACAGGAGUCCUUCACAGAUUCUGCAGUUGGGAACAACUGAAGGGAGUGCUGUAGAUUACCAAUGUUAUUUUUCUCUGGCUACCGGAGAUAAGUUGGUGAUCUUGCAGAUAUCUGGUUACAGAAUAUUGGAUACCCAUGUCAUAACACUUUGACCAUUUCAGCAGCGAGUCAAAUAUAUCUGAAUAAGUUUAAGCAUUUUAAACUUUCCUGCAAAAAUUCACAUCUUUUCUCUUCUCCAGAUUUUAGCAUGUAUCGAAACAGUUGGUAGAGCUUGUGGAUAAUGAAUCAUUUUGCUGGGUGCUCCUUUCCAGAGCAUUUUUUUUCCAAUGUGCUAACACGUUCUUUGGAUUGUACAUUUUGACCUGUUUCCAACUGGUUAUUCACAUUUCACAAGUUAGCAAGCAUAGACAACAGUGUUAGGCAACUGUGGAGAGUCUAUUGAGGGCUGGCCUCCAUGCUCUGCUCAGUCUGAUAAACAUUGUCUGCUUCACUACCCAUCCAGAAAAGGAUUAUCUUUGAAAAGCAGCAGAAAUAUAUCAGAGUUGUUUAGUCAAUGAAGUUUAUUUGUGUCCACUUGUGAACUCUAGAUACCAGCAUGUCUUGAUGUUUAAUGGUGAUGGCAGACUUUGGCUUUGGUCUUGCAACGCUCAAAACCCUCUCCUGCAAAGUAGUAGUAUGGAAGUCUGACUAGCCUAUUAGAGGAGUGAUGGCAAAAGUGAAUGUGGAAAUGAAAAUUCCAUUCAAAGCUCUCCCAUUUCUCACUUGUUGCUCCUCCAUUUUCAGUCAGUUGCCAGCAUAGUGUCUCCUCUCCUGAUGGUUGGCUGUUCCUGUGAGUGGUGGAUGCCAGGUAGUUAUGGACUCCUAAGUGCAGAAGAGGUCCAAAGAGAGCAUCACACCACUGUUGUGGUAGCCCUUGGAGCAUCAUGCCUGUACCCCUGCUGUAGGUACAAGGACUGCACCACUGAAUAGAAAUGAGUUCUGAAGUUGAGUAUAGCUUUGCAUAUGCAUGUAUGAGAAAAUGUUGUACUAAAUUUCCAUACUUGAAUAUAAUGACAUUUUUAUUAUUUUGCUCUACUUACCAAUUUGCUUUUCCUUAGUUGCUUUAACUUGCUGUUAACCAGAGAGACUUGAAUUAAUUGGGACUGGUGUGGAGAUACCAGGAGCAUGGAUCGUAGGUGAUCAAAAACACAAAAUGCUGGAAAAAUUCAGUAGGUUAGGCAGCCUAUGUGGAAAAGAGAAACAAUGUUUCAGGUCUGGGCCCCUUCAUCGCAGAUUGUGGGUCACUUUUGUACCUGUCGCUCCUCCCUCUCAUUUCCCUCCCACUCCUUUGCCCCAUUCUGUUCCUUGCCUCUGGAUAGUUGACCCUUCCCUGAACACCACACACACACACACACACUCACACACACACACUCACACUCUCUCGCUACCCUCUCCUCCCAGCUGUUGCUGCUUUUUUUGCUUCUGCUUCUUGCUCCUACUCUCCAUUCCUGUUCUCCAAACCCUCAUUUCUCCUUUCCCUUCUGAUAUCCCUUCUUCCCUCUUGCUGGCAUUCUCUCUGCUCUCCCUCACUGUUGAUUUUGCUCUUCAACUGUUUUCUCUAUUUUCUGCCAUGCCAUUCCCUCAAAGCUACAUGUUGCUCAUCUUUGCUUCUGCUGCUCCAUUUUUCUGCUGUUUUAGAGGUACUGAAGGCUGUGUAUUUUUACUUCUCCCUUCAUCUGUAGUACGAUGCUACAAAGAUGGAAAGUUUUUUUUGAGAAUGGAGAAAAUAACAGUUUGAAACUCUGGGUCACACAGUGCUGAGGUUGCAAAAGGUCUGGUUCAGCACAAGUUCAGGAAAAGAGGUGGAAUUACUAACUAAUUAACAGAGUUUGAGGUGCACACCAGGCCACAACAACAGUACUUCAAAGAAAAUAGAAACUAAAACCAAGGUCUUUAGUAGUCAUCACAAAUUCCAUUCCCUUGGCACUGAUGUCAUCCCUUUUCCUGUCAACUGUCUGAAACUGUUUGGGACUUCAGUGGCAUGUUUGAUUGGAAGCUGAAUUUAGGUGUGGUGCAAACACACAGUCUAAUUUUGCAUAUAUCCAGCUUUGUAAUGUCACCUGCCUCCAUCCCCUGCCUCAACACAUCUUACUCUUCAAACAUGCCUUUGUUAGCUUGAGGUGUGUCUUCUACUGGAAUCAUGGGGAGUGUUUUCUCAUUAAACUACACUUAAAUAUGGAGAAAAUGAAGUUAAAUUAGUAUUUAGAGGCCUGAACUAUUGAUUAGUAAAGAUAACUUUAAUCCCAUUUUGACAACUGGGGAAUUUAAAAUCAACUAAUUAGAUAAUUCUGGAUUUAAAACAAAACUAGUAUUGUUAAUAAUGACCAUGAAAAUUCCAACUUGUUGUAGAAUUGAGCUGGAAUUUUCAUGGUCAUUAUUAACAUGGUUUACCAGUCUCCGGCUCUCAAUUGUCUUUUGCAAAGUCCAACAAGCAUUUUGAGCAGUUUGCGUUGGACAUGAUCUUUGUCAAGAACCAUCCCCUACACUUGCGUGAUGCAUGACUCUCUGCUGUCUGGACUGUUUCCAGGAUACACACUGUGACAAGCAUUAACUAUUGCUGGAAGGGUACUAACUUCGUGAAAUAACUUUGUUUUGACAAAUUAAGUAGCCUUCCAGUGCAAGAAGCUUUUAAUGACUGAAUGCUACAGACUUUUACAUUCCACGGCCAUAGCAAAGGCUGUGAAUUGACCUUGAGGUCCUUUGAUAAAAGAAGAUGGGGAACUAUCCACAGAAUCUGCUGAACAGAUUAUCAAACUCAUUUGGCGGAAAGGCUCAUCAGCAAUCACUAAAACCAUGGUGGUAAGAAGAUCCCUCCUGCUUAAAUUCUUCAGGCACAAGCCAGAGUCUCAAUGGCACUAUAGGCUGCAGUGGGGAUGAGACUGUCAUCCAUUUCUUUCUGGAUUGAGCACUUGCCAAGGAGACCUGGAAGGGAAUGGAACAUGUAAAAACUCAUUGGAAUUUGUCUCUGGAAUUAAUGUGGAAGGUUGAUGUCUUACUGAUUUAAUGCAAACAGAAUGAUAUGUCUUGUGUUGGAAUGGUGACAUAAUUGCAUGAUAUUAUGUCUUUGCAAAUGUUAAGAAUAAAGUAUGUUUUUUAAAAA